UUGUCAUGGUAACGGGAAUCUCACGUCUGACUUGUCAUGUACGUAUGACGUCAGCAAUCAGCGACUCGUGGGCGGGUGUUCAGUCCCGUCCCCACGUCCGCAGCACACAUGGUGAUGUCUUGUGUAUAAAAAGGUACUUCUUCCCCACGGCAGCACCGGGAGGUCUUCUGGAUUCCCCCUCCGUCGACAGACGUCACCCACUACGCUUUCUACGCCGAUCCAAGCCAGGCCAAUGAGCUUCGAUGAACGGUCCCAGGAACGCGAUUUGAAGGACUCUCUAGGGAAGACAAAUAUGUUAGAAAAAAAUGCACUUUGGCACAAAAGGUACGCCUUCCCCGUGGCAGCACCUUCAUUCUGCUACGAUCCUGAUCCCCAGGGAGGUCUUCUGGAUUUCGCCUCCAUCGACAGACGCUGUCCGCUAUGCUUUCUACGCUGAUCCAAGCCAGGCAAUGAGCUUCGAUGAACGGUCCCAGGAACGCGAUUUGAAGGACUCUCUAAUGAAGACAAAUAUGUUAGGAAGAAAGGCACUUUGGCACAAAAGGUACUCCUUCCCCACGGCAGCAACUUCAUUCCACUGUGAUCCUUGUCCACAGGGAGGUCUUCUGGAUUUCGCCUCCAUCGACAGAUGCCAUCCGCUACGCUUUCUACGCUGAUCCAAGCCAGCUUCGGUGAACGGUCCCAGGAACGCGAUUUGAAGGACUCUCUAAGGAAGACAAAUAUGUUAAAAAGAAAGGCACUUUGGCACAAAAGGUACUCCUUCCCCACGGCAGCACCUUCAUUUCACUGUGAUCCUUGUCUACAGGGAGGUCUUCUGGAUUCCCCCUCCGUCGACAGACGUCACCCACUACGCUUUCUACGCCGAUCCAAGCCAGGCCAAUGAGCUUCGAGGAACGGUCCCAGGAACGUGAUUUGAAGGACUUUCUAGGAAAGACAAAUAUGUUAGAAAAAAAGGCACUUUGGCACAAAAGGUAUUCCUUCCCUGCGGCAGCACCUUCAUUCCGCUACAAUCCUCGACCCCGGGGAGGUCUUCUGGAUUCCCCCUCCAUUGUAGACACCACCCGCUACGCUUUCGUCGCUGAUCCAAGCCAGGUACUCCUUUCCCACGGCAGCACCUUCGUUCCACUGUGAUCCUUGUCCACAGGGAGGUCUUCUGGAUUCCCCCUCCGUCGACAGACGCCGCCCGCUAUGCUUUCUAUGCCGAUCCAAGCCAGGAAGAAGAAAAAUGGCGCACACACCACUCAUGGCUGCCGAUGAGCUUCGAUGAACAGUCCCAGGAACGCGAUUUGAAGGACUCUCUAGGGAAGACAAAUACUGUAUGUUAGAAAAAAAGGCACUUUGGCACAAAAGGUACGCCUUCCCCGUGGCAGCACCUUUAUUCCGAUACGAUCCUGGUCCCCAGGGAGGUCUUCUGGAUUUCCCCUCCAUCAGUAGACACCGCCCGCUACGCUUUCUACGCCGAUCCAAGCCAGGCCAAUGAGCUUCGAGGAACGGUCCCAGGAAUGCGAUUUGAAGGACUCUCUAGGAAAGACAAAUAUGUUAGAAAAAAAGGCACUUUGGCACAAAAGGUACGCCUUCCCCGCGGCAGCACCUUCAUUCCGCUACAAUUCUCGACCCCCGGGGAGGUCUUCUGGAUUCCCCCUCCAUUGUAGACACCGCCCGCUACGCUUUCGUCGCUGAUCCAAGCCAGGCCAAUGAGCUUCGAGGAACGGUCCCAGGAACGUGAUUUGAAGGACUCUCUAGGGAAGACAAAUAUGUUAGGAAGAAAGGCACUUUGGCACAAAAGGUACUCCUUCCCCACGGCAGCACCUUCGUUCCACUGUGAUCCUUGUCCACAGGGAGGUCUUCUGGAUUCCCCCUCCGUCGACAGACGCCACCCGCUACGCUUUCUAUGCCGAUCCAAGCCAGGAAGAAGAAAAACUGCGCACACACCACCCAUAGCUGCCAAUGAGCUUCGAUGAACGGUCCCAGGAACGCGAUUUGAAGGACUCUCUAGGGAAGACAAAUAUGUUAGGAAGAAAGGCACUUUGGCACAAAAGCAGGUACUCCUUCCCCACGGCAGCACCUUCGUUCCACUGUGAUCCUUGUCCACAGGGAGGUCUUCUGAAUUCCCCCUUCAUCGACAGACGCCGCCCGCUACGCUUUCUACGCCGAUCCAAGCCUGGUAGAAGAAAAACGGUGCACACACCACCCAUGGCUGCCGCCAAGCUUUGGUGAACGGUCCCAGGAACGCAAGUCAGAGGCCUGUCUAGGGAAGACCUAUAUGUUAGAAAAAAAGGCACUUUGGCACAAAUGGUACGCCUUCCCCACGGCAGCACCUUCGUUCCACUGCUGUCCUCAUCCCCCGAGAAGUUUUCUGGACUCCCCCUCCGUCGUCAGAUGCCGCCCGUUACGCUUUCGACGCCUAUCCAAGCCAGGCCAAUGAGCUUCGAUGAACGGUCCCAGGAACGCGAUUUGAAGGACUCUAGGGAAGACAAAUAUGUUAGAAAGAAAGGCACUUUGGCAGAAAAGGUAGCGCUUACAACCUGUCAAAAAAAGGGUAUGAGGGCACCCCUGGAGCCUCACCUGAUCAGGAGGCAUCACCGUGGCUGGACCUCGUCAACUUGCCUUUCGCUGGCCUCACACUGGGCUUCGUCUGGACGUCCAUGGGGUCGGCUAAGUGCGAUUAUGCUUCUGUAUCUUCUUUUGAGGGUACGCCUUCCCUGCGGCAGCACCUUCGUUCCACUGCUGUCCUCGUCCCCAGGGAGGUCUUUUGGACUCCCCAUCUGUUGUCAGACGCCGCCCGUUACGCUUUCGGCGCCGAUCCAAGCAAGGCUGAUGAGCUUCGGUGAACAGUCUCAGGAACGUGAUUCGAAGGACUCUCUAGGGCAGACAAAUACAUUUGAAAAAAGGCACUUUGGCACAAAAGUUACGCUUUCCCUGCGGCAGCACCUUCGUUCCACUGUGAUCCUCGUCCCCAGUGUGUUCUUCUGGAUUCCCCCUCCGUUGACAGACGCCGCCCACUACGAUUUCAACGCCGAUCCAAGCCAGGCUGAUGAGCUUUGGUGAACGGUCCAAGGAACGUUAUUCAAAGGACUCUCUAGGGAAGACAAAUAUGUUAGAAAGAAAGGCACUUUGGCACAAAAGGUACGCCUUCCCCACGGCAGCACUUACGUUUCACUGUGAUCCUCGUUCCCAGUGAGUCCUUCUGGAUUCCCCCUCCGUCGGCAGACACCGCCCGCUAUGCUUUCGACGCCUAUCCAAGCCAGGCCGAUGAGCUUCGGUGAACGAUCCCAGGAACAUGGUUCGGGGGACUCUCCAGGCAACAGAAAGAUGUGAGGACCAGGCACUCGCACAAAGGAAAGAUGUGGAUCACGGUAGUGCUGCUGCUGAAUCGGGUUCCAGCUCUGUCUCCAGCAUCCACUAAAGAGACCCGCACCUGCCUACCAUCCUGCGGUGCAGCCUGACUCUGCAGUCCUCCGUGGCUGAUCCAGUUUCCAGCUUCCAGCUAUUUCAUCUGCUUCCAGCAGUAUCCACUACCACAGGUAAUCAUCCUUCAACUCCUCUGUUUCCACGCUCCCUAGCAUCUUACUAUAUUCACUCCGUGUUUCAUCAGCUGGCUGGUUCCACCCAGCAUUCAUUCAGUGACUUUAUCAUCUGGCUGAUUCCAUUCCGCAUCCACUCCGUGUCUUACCACCUGGCUGGUUCCAUCCAGCAAUUACAACAGCUGAUUCAAGUUACCAGCUUCAUCUGUUCCAUCUACUGGCAUGUUCCUUGGAUAUCUUCACUACUACAGCCAGGCCUGGUAAGGUUAUUCCAUCUAAGGACUUUAACAACUGUUCUUAACCUACCAGUGUCCUGUAAAACCAUUUCAUGGUCAGAGUGCUCCAGGAAUCAUAUUAUUUAUCAUUGCCAUUUUUAUUAUUUGCUGUCUGUUGUUACACGGAGUUUGUCAAUAAACUUUUAAUUUACUUUUA
This is a messenger RNA of Pseudophryne corroboree (corroboree frog), 3953 nucleotides long. RefSeq lists its product as uncharacterized. The record is from RefSeq and is a predicted model, not a curated record. The transcript is spliced from 28 exons. Bases 2290 to 3045 code for a protein of 251 amino acids. NCBI's taxonomy places the organism in Eukaryota, Metazoa, Chordata, Amphibia, Anura, Myobatrachidae.